Molecule: messenger RNA, 1572 nt
Organism: Conger conger (European conger)
Lineage: Eukaryota; Metazoa; Chordata; Actinopteri; Anguilliformes; Congridae
Product: voltage-dependent L-type calcium channel subunit beta-4-like
Exons: 14
Coding region: 256-1572 (438 amino acids)
Biological process (GO): neuromuscular junction development; regulation of voltage-gated calcium channel activity; calcium ion transmembrane transport
Cellular component (GO): voltage-gated calcium channel complex
Molecular function (GO): high voltage-gated calcium channel activity; protein binding
Source: RefSeq, a predicted model, not a curated record
GAUUCCAACAUACAUACUACGGGUAUUAACUAUUAACGCCGCGCUGGCCAUGACAUGAGCCACUAUCUCAUUUGAUGCAGGAUCGGAUAAAGGUUUCGUGGAGAACAGCGCAUCGCCCUAUGUGUUUUUCCUGUACUGUUACACUACACUGAAUCCGUCUUUUCCCUGCGUCUACCGUAUCAAUGCAUUUCGUAUCGCCGUUUCUUCCAAUAACCUAUGCCUCAGAACAACCCGCCUCCCUACGCUCUGAAAUAGAUGGUGCAAGUGAAAAUGUCCAAAUCUUCCGCAGGUCCUCUGUCUGGCGCUGAAACCGGCUCCCAAGCGCAUUAUUUUCAGCUGCCGCGCAAGUUGCCUAAACGCAAGAGCCGCUUCAAACGUUCAGAUGGCAGCACGUCUUCUGACACCACCUCCAGCUUCAUCAAGAGACAGGGCUCAGCUGAUUCGUACACGAGCAGACCGUCUGAUUCCGACCUGUCCGCAGAGGAGGACCGCGAGGCGUAUCGGCGUGAAGCCGAGCGCCAGGCCCAGCUGCAGCUGGACAGAGCCACGACAAAACCGGUAGCAUUUGCAGUUAAAACAAAUGUGAAUUACUGUGGGGCCCUGGAUGAAGACUGUCCUGUCCAAGGUGCUGCUAUUAACUUUGAAGCCAAAGACUUUCUACACAUUAAAGAGAAAUACAACAAUGAGUGGUGGAUCGGGCGGUUAGUGAAGGAGGGGGCUGAAAUCACCUUCAUCCCCAGCCCCCUCCGCCUGGAAGCCAUGAGGCUGAAGCAGGAACAGAAACAGCAGAGGAAAACUGGAGGAAACUCUUCCACCAGUCUGGGUGACAUGGUGUCUGGAGGCUGGAGGUCUACACCCCCUUCUGCAGCAAAACAGAAGCAAAAGCAGGCGGAACACAUUCCCCCCUAUGAUGUGGUUCCUUCCAUGCGGCCUGUGGUUCUGGUUGGGCCUUCCCUGAAAGGCUAUGAGGUGACAGACAUGAUGCAGAAAGCACUGUUCGACUUUCUCAAGCACCGGUUCGAAGGAAGGAUCUCCAUAACCCGGGUCACUGCCGACCUGUCUCUGGCCAAGCGGUCUGUUCUCAAUAAGAGAGCCAUCAUGGACAGGUCCAAGCCUGGUUUGGCGGAGGUGCAGAGUGAGAUCGAGCGCAUAUUCGAACUGGCAAAGACUCUGCAGCUGGUGGUGCUGGACGCAGACACCAUCAAUCAUCCUGCCCAGCUCGCCAAGACCUCCCUCGCCCCCAUCAUUGUCUAUGUCAAAGUGUCCUCUCCAAAGGUGCUGCAGAGGUUGAUUAAAUCUCGAGGGAAGUCUCAGAGUAAGCACCUCAAUGUACAAAUGAUGGCUGGGGACAAGCUGGCACAGUGCCCCCCUGAGAUGUUCGACGUCAUUCUGGACGAGAACCAGCUGGAGGACGCCUGCGAGCACCUGGCUGACUACCUGGAGGUCUACUGGCGCGCCACUCACCUGCCCGGCUCCGCCCCCAUCAACCCCCUGUUGGAGCAGAACCUGAUGACUCCGCCCUCUGCCAUCUCCAGCUUACAGUUCUCUGAGACACAGGAAUUAAUUGAAUGA